UUCCCUUCACCUGCGGCUGGUCAUCCAGGUUAAUGAAUAAACUUCCUGCCCGAAACCCUCCUGAACACGGACGCUGUGGUUUGGAGCCUGCCACUGGACGUCUUUAAAACAAAACAUACGACACUUGUUUCAUUUUUCCAGACAAUAGUUAUUGGCGUUAAUGGUUCUGACCCAGAAACCCAACCGCGCUUAGUAUCAGACCCCCUCACACAUUUCCCUCAGAGCUUCUUUAAACCGUAGCAGGAGCACAGCGGGGGACUUUCCAGUGUCAACAUGGACCGAUACAGGUACUUUAUAUUCAACCAGAAGGUUGUGCUCAUCCUGGGCAUCCUCCAGAUAGCCUGCGCGGGUCUCUGUGUUGUCUGCGGCUUUAUGGACGCUGCUUUCCGCAAGAAUACCCCGCUGAGCACCAGCAGGACGCCGGUGUGGGGAGGACUGAUCAUGGCCUCCCCUGGUGUGUUGGCGCUGUUUGCAUCCCAGAGGAAAAAUGCUGUGUUGGUCAGUGUGAUGGUGGGGGCUGCAGGACUUUCCUGUGCAGCUGCAGUCCUCAUUGUCGGCUACUCCUGUUUGACCCUGACCUAUGGGGAAGAGGACAAAGACGUCUUCCACCACCACCGAAGUGCCCAAGUGACUUUUGUCCUCCAUCGGAUGGUGAAGGGAGCCAAUGCCACCAUCGUCCUGACGUGCAUCAUCAGCCUGGUUCUGUUGUCACUCAUUGGUUACGUGGGCUUCCGCAGUCUUCCGUGCUGUGGCUGCUACGACUCCAGGACUGGACUGGAGACCCUGGUUCCUCAGAGUGAUCCUGGAGACACUGAGAUGGUGUGUACUUGGCAAGCAGGUGGUGAUGACAGGCUCUUUAACUCUCCUCAAACAUCUGAUGGAGUCACCAAAGAGGAAGAGGAUGCUCCCUCUAAGCUGCAUUCAUACAGCAGACUGACCUGAGUCACACCCCAACAGCUCUACAGGCGUGUCCGUUAGUUUCCGUCACCGUUCUAAGAACAGAUGGGAUGUAUACACCCUUCAGUGACACAAGGAAUCUAAUGGAACUCCAAUGAAGAUGAAACUGUUAAGUUAAAAGUGGAAGAUCGGUCAGAGUGAUCAGUGCUGCUUCCAUCGCUGAUUGAACUCCUCUGGACUAUGUGUUCAUUUCAUUCCCAGCAUAUUUUACCAUUUUUUCCAUGCAAGGUUUCCGUAGCACCCUGUGUUCUGUAUGAACCUAAGUUAUGAUUUUAUAAUGUUUAAUAAAUGCAUUUGAACAGUA
This is a messenger RNA of Girardinichthys multiradiatus, 1261 nucleotides long. RefSeq lists its product as uncharacterized. Gene Ontology annotation, cellular component: membrane. The record is from RefSeq and is a predicted model, not a curated record. The transcript has 6 exons. Bases 274 to 942 code for a protein of 222 amino acids. Lineage: Eukaryota; Metazoa; Chordata; Actinopteri; Cyprinodontiformes; Goodeidae.